This is a messenger RNA of Physcomitrium patens, 4020 nucleotides long. Lineage: Eukaryota; Viridiplantae; Streptophyta; Bryopsida; Funariales; Funariaceae. The record is from RefSeq and is a predicted model, not a curated record.
UGCCUGUCUUUGCCUUUCCACACGAAUUAGGGUUUGUUGCGUGCUUUUUCCCACCCCUCCUGCCUCGUAUCGCCAUAGUUGCUCCCUUCUCUCGCUCUUCCUUCUCUUUGGUGUCUGCGUCGGUUGUCGCGGUGGUGUCGUCGUUGCGCUGCGUCCUCUUCCUGGGCUGUUUUGACCCUGGAUUGAGUCUGCUUGGGAUAAUGUCAGCAGAUUCUGGCUGGUGCAGUUGAGGACAGUGUCGGGUCGUGAGGUUGUGUCGGAUUGGUGACGCGUUGAGCGGACGGCUGGAAGAGAGUGCUGAUAGCGGGGGAGAGUUUGAGGUAUCGUAUUCCCCGUGGCGGUGCGCUCUCCCCCCGGAACUUGCUAGAAUUUGGCGCGGAGCAGUGGGUGUGAGGCUCUGGGCUUUGGUUGCGCUUCUGGGUCUUUCAAUUGAUGAAUUCGGCGUCUUGGAACGGUUCCAAUGUCGAAGUUCUAUACCGAAGAGCGGUGACCUGCAUGUGGCACAAUUUGCCUUGAGAAACUCGUGGUGGUCCUUUUCGGUGAGAGGCGCGUAGCCUCAGCAACUAUACGUUGAUGUAGCCCCGCUUCUUCUUUCUUCAGUUUGUUAGAUUCACAUAAUUUUGAGCCUCCGUGCUUGCAUGAUUCUAAGAGGUACAUAAAAGGCAUGUUCAUGUCUUCCUCGAGUUCCUACUCUAAUCGAGUUAGAACUUUGAUAGUGUAAGUGUAAGUCUUAUAUUAGCACCAUUUGGGAAAGAAGAAUCAUUUUUUUCUUGGUGCCCAGUUUCUUUCUGGUUUUUCGAUUUGAUAACACAGAGAAGGUAGUAUAACCUCUUCAUAUUUUCUUCUCGCACGUUAUCAUUAUUAUUUUUUUGAUCAUUAUAGUUAGCUGUCGUAUUGUUGGUCUCUGCUCUUUAACAUUCUCGAGGGUGCGAGAAAAUGUAGACGAAUGAAGUGGCUUCUGGGGACCAUGUGAGCCUAAAGAGCUUCUUUUCGGCCAAUUGUGACCAGCAACAUCAGAGUCAUCUGUGUGGUAUGACCACAUUGGAGAAAUGCUAUUGGACAUGAAAUCUACAGCCCAUCAGUAACUGUUGAGGAUAUGAUCAACCUAGUAUUAUUCUUCAACCAGAACUUGGUGACUGUCCUUCUGUGUGGAGGUCUUUCCUGCUUCAGCUCUCACAAAGUGUUACUCAGUUUGAUUUCCCCACAUACCCGAAGAGGGCUGAGAAGUGCAAGUAUUUCUCGUUAGGUUACUCUGCUAUGGCAGGGUUACUAGGUGGCGCAGAUGCAACUGCACAAUUGGCAUUAGCAGGCGCUAGCACUGGGAGUGGAAAGCUCGAGGAACCUGAUCAUUCAAGUGCAAACUGGUACUUCACUAGAGACGAGAUUGAGAAUCAAUCGCCCUCAAGGUUGGAUGGAAUCGACAUAAAGAAAGAGACUUACUUUCGGAAAUCGUACUGCACUUUUUUACAAGAUUUGGGCAUGCGAUUAAAAGUGCCUCAAGUGACCAUUGCAACUGCCAUCGUAUUCUGCCAUCGAUUUUUCCACCGUCAGUCACAUAAAAAGAACGACAGACACAUGGUAGCAACCGUAUGCAUGUUUUUGGCUGGGAAAGUGGAGGAGACACCUCGUCCUCUUCGAGAAGUUAUCAUGUUCUCUUAUGAAAUUCGGUUCAAAAAAGAUCCUGUAGCUGUUCAGAAGAUUAGACAAAAGGAUGUUUACGAAGAGCAAAAAGAGCUGGUGCUAGGAGGGGAGCGGUUAUUGUUGACCACUUUGGGCUUUGAUUUGAAUGUACACCAUCCGUACAAACCGCUGGUAGCAGCUAUCAAGAAGUUCAAAGUUGCACAGAACACCCUGGCGCAAGUCGCUUGGAACUUUGUAAAUGACGGCAAGCAAUCCUCAAGCAAGAAGUUCCAAGUGAUUCCGGAUGACUUCCUUCAGGUUGCUUGGAAUUGCGUGAAUGAUGGCCUUCGCACCUCGCUAUGUCUGCAAUUUAAACCUCAUCAUAUUGCUGCGGGAGCUAUCUUCUUGGCUGCCAAGUUCCUUAAAGUGAACCUCCCCAAAGAUGGAGAUAAAGUGUGGUGGCAGCAGUUUGACGUCACUCCUAGACAAUUGGAAGAAGUAAGCAAUCAAAUGUUGGAGCUGUACGAGCAGAACAAAACCAAUGGUCCAACGGGUUCGCUUGCCAAUGAUCCAAGUCCCAGCGAAUUGAACCGGGGUCAAAGCCAAUCUGAAGCUCCUUCUAUGAAUGGGCAUCAUCAUCAGCACCAAAGUCAUUCAGCAAAGCCAGAAUUGGUUGAAUCAAAAGUGGAUGAAGCAUUCAGCCAGCGCGAUGACGAAUAUGCUGGCGGCAGAAUGCAGUCGUCUUCACCAUUGUACACGCCUAAUGUGGUGAGAACCUACAGUGACACCCCUUCUGAUCGACAGGCGGAUGCAAGGCACAGUGGUGUUCCUGAGACAUCUGGAGCACAGAUGUUGAACGAAAGAGUAAAGCAGGAGACAGUUGUUAAAAAAGUUGGGCGCUCAAAUGGCGAGAAAGUGGAGCAUUAUCAUGAAUAUCGCGAGUUGAAGACGAUUGGUAGUCGAGGUGAUCGCAAUGACGAUGGUGGAUCAGGUACUCGGGAGCGACGUAGAGAAACUGAGGAGUGGAUUGUCAAGGAGAAGCCCAAGGAGAAGGCAUCAUCAGUGGUAAAGCCUGAGAUGGUGGAGGCCAAGACAAAGCCAGCUGAAGAAAAAGACGUCAAGAAAGAGUUUGUUAGUUUGGAUGAAGUGAACAAAGACAAGAUUAAAGCAGCGUUGGAGAAAAGAAGAAAAUCACGCGUAGUAUCAGAAUUUAAACCUCAAGGUGUUAAGCAUGAGCCUACCAACGAAGAAGAGUUAUUAGAACGGGAGCUUGAGAGCGGUGUGGAUGCAGCAGCGGAGGCCGAGAAAUCUGUUAAAGAGAGAAGGGAUAGAAAAUUUUCAAGGGGUGAACAUGACCUUUUAGUUAGUAAAGACUAUCAGUCAGGGGCCAAAAAUUCAAGGGUAAAAGAGGAGGGAGACAUUAAGAAUAGGAUUGAGCAUGAUGUGACGGAUUUGAAGAAACGAGUUGCGGACGCUGAUCUUGCUCCUCCGAAUGGGAAGAAAACUGUGAAGGAACCUGAAAGGAAGCAGGGGAAACCACUUGAAAGUGGUGACCACGCCGAUGUAGAAAGGGACAACAGGUUGCAAAGGGAACGUACUCCAGAGAGGGUAGAAGAAGGUGAAGUACCGAGCACAAGCGGCAGUAUAAGGUCUCCACCACGAUCAGCUGAUAAGAGGUCCUUUCCUGAUCGUAGCGUGAGUCCUGGAAGCCAGAAGCGACACUAUGGAAGCCGAGAUCAGUAUGGGAAUCGGAAAGAAGGCUACAAGGACGCGCGACAUUCUUCUUACAACCGGGAGCAUUACAGAGAUCACCAUUCUUCACACCAUAGGUACGACCAGCAUCGUUCAGAUGGUGACAGGGAUCGCCAUCGAGGUGAUCACAAAGAGAGGGACUGGUCUGACCGUGAUCACAAGAAGGCUCGUCACGACUGAUCAAUUUACUUGCUAUUUGGGCGUUGGUAAUCUGGUUUUUCAGGAAAAACGUCCACACAUGUUUUCUUGGGCUGCUUAGAUUGAAGCCUCUUAAUGACUCAGCCGAGUGUCAGUGCUUCUCCAAAGACAGGAGAGUUUCUGCACUGGAUUGCUGUAUUACUGAGUAUUUCGUCUCCACACGUGAUUCCAUUUAUCCUGUCAGUGGAUGCUGCAGCUUCCUUAAAUUGGUUGUAUGCAAGAUAAGCCAUCAGUUAUAUUUAUCAUGUGUGAACAAGGCAAGGUAGGAAAGAGAAAAUGUUCUUUAAUAGAUGCCUAGAGAGUUUGGUCCUUUUAGAGAUUAUAGAGUGCAUGUCAGUUAGUGGAGGUUUCUGUGGAGUUGUAUUUGUCCUUACAAGAGCAAAGCUCUUUUUUUCUGGUAUAUUUUCAUGACUCAUUACUUGUGUUGCCACACACAGUACGGUUUUCAAA